Molecule: messenger RNA, 1017 nt
Organism: Aspergillus caelatus
Lineage: Eukaryota; Fungi; Ascomycota; Eurotiomycetes; Eurotiales; Aspergillaceae
Product: NADP-dependent oxidoreductase domain-containing protein
Exons: 1
Coding region: 1-1017 (338 amino acids)
Source: RefSeq, a predicted model, not a curated record
AUGGGCAGCAUGCCGAAGUCCAAAGCUUUCGAACUUCUCGAUGCAUACGUUGAUGCAGGAGGGAAUUGUAUUGACACCUCGAACAACUAUCAAGACGAGCAAUCAGAGCGAUGGAUUGGUGAAUGGAUGAAGGCUCGUGGCAAUCGUGAUAACAUUGUCAUUGCGACCAAAUACACCACCGCCUACCGAGACUAUGAGCUUGGAAAAGCCUCUUAUGUUAAUUAUUCUGGCAAUUCGCGAAGAAGUUUACACAUGUCAGUUCGAGACUCGCUUCACAAACUGCAGACAGACUGGAUCGAUAUCCUCUAUGUUCACUGGUGGGACCAAACCACCUCGAUUGAGGAGGUAAUGGAUAGUCUCCAUAUUCUUGUGCAACAAGGCAAGGUGCUCUAUCUGGGAGUGUCUAAUACUCCAGCCUGGGUUGUAUCGGCGGCAAACUACUACGCGAAGGCAAAUGGAAAGACUCCGUUUAGUAUUUACCAGGGGAGAUGGAAUGUUCUCCGCCGCGACUUCGAGAAGGAUAUUCUCCCGAUGGCCAGGCACUUCGGUAUGGCAAUUGCACCAUGGGACUCCAUAGGUGGUGGGAAGUUCCAGUCGAAGAAGCAGCUCGAGGCUCGCAAAAUCGCAGGCGAAGGCCUCCGCGCGAUCGGGAAUGCGACCCAGACUGAGGACGAAGCUAGAAUGAGCGAGGCACUCGAGAAAGUAGCAGCUGAGCAUGGAGUGGACUCGGUAACGACCAUCGCACUAGCCUAUGUGCUAUCGAAAGCACCUUAUGUCUUUCCCAUUAUCGGCGGGAGAAAGAUUGAGCAUCUGCAAGACAACCUCAAAGCACUGGAGAUCCGCCUAACUGAUGCCCAGAUCGAAUACCUGGAGAGUAUCAAGCCGCUGGACUUUGGAUAUCCUACUAAUUAUAUUGGAGAGGACCCAAGAAUCACCGGCAAAGCCAGUGGGGUUUUGGCAACUACUGGUCCCCUUGCCUUUGUCAAGUACCCAAGUCCUAUCAAGCCCUCCUUAUAG